UGUCUCUUGCCCCAGAGCUUGGGGCAGGCGGCAGCUGCUCGGUGCCUGUGCUGUGGGAAGGGGCCCACAGCGGUGGGUCUGGGUCUGCCCAGAGAGCCCCUGGGGAUGCUGGCCUGCUGCCUGCUGCAGCACUCGGUGCUGGCCGUCGGAUGUGGCUGGUGGGCACUUGGCGACGGGCCGGGGACAAAACCUUUUUAGAACUGGUGUUUUCUUCUAAAAGCCGAGCUGUUUUUCCAGCCCCUCUGCCAUUGCCAUGGCAAUGGUUCCCUGGGUGAUGCCAGCUCCCCAGUUACAUAAGGGUGGGUGAAAGUGUCUUUCUUUUUUUGGGAGGCAGGGCGCUGCCCCCUGUCCUGCCCAGCUCUCCUGGAGCAGCCUGGCCCUGGGGCUGCCAGGCAGCAGGAGGCUGUGGCCAUGAGUCCCUGCUGGCUCUGCUUGUGCCUGGUCCCAGCUCGUGUUUCAGCCCCCACUUCUGUCUUGGGCUCAGCCUGUGCCAUGCUCCCCCGAUGGCAAAUGGGGUGUCGGUACAUAGGGACUGGGAUUUGGGCUGCUGGUCGCCGGCUUGUUGCCUGUCCCUCUGCCAGCAGCAGGGAGGCUGGAGCACAGCGUGUCCUCUCCUGAGUCCCUGGAGGGUGCUUCACAGGGCACAUCGGUGACCUGAGGCUUGGCAGUGCUGGCUGCGCCAUUCCAGCUCUGAUGGUGAACCCCCAGUGCCUCUGGGGAGCAACUAAAGCUGAUUUCACUCACCCUGCCAGAGGGGCAGGAGCCUCGGUCCCUGUUUUGGCAGACGCAGUGCCCAGGCUUUUAGGACUCAGCCUCCAUCACCCAUGUGUGAGGAGGGGCACAGCUAAGACUUUAGUCAGGAUGCAGGGAGGUGUGGUGUGGUUUGCAGAGCCAGUAGGAACAGUCUGUUGUCACCAAAGCAAGGGUGAGGAGGGAGAAGGAGGUGGUGUUGCUGAUGCUGUGCUGCUGGAGCCCUGUGUGGGCGUCCACAGAUGUGCCCAUGGCAUGGCAGCUGUCACAGCCCCUGAAAUCCCUGUGAUAGGUGUCCUUGGGCCAGUGCUCUCUGUACAGGCCUCACCACAGCCCCGCUGUGCUUCUUGCAGUGCUGGCUGGGUGCAAGCCUGCUGUGCUUGCUGCUCGUGGCUGCAGACUGAUGGAACCCCACUUACCACAGCUCUUGGAGCCUGACCUAGCAGCCAGUGGUUCACCCCUCACAGUGUGUGCCUGUCUGACCACUGAAGAAUAACUGGGGAGGAGUCUCGCCAUAACAUCAGCCAGCUCUUUCAGUAUCCUGGGAUGAAUCCCAUUGGGGCCAUAGGCUUACAUGUCUUCAGCUGGCAAAAUGGCACCUACACCUGUGAACAGCUUUGCUCCUGUGCCAGAAAUCACCUAGGACCCGGGCUUCCCCCUCUCAUGUAGUUGUUCACUAGCAGAGGUGCAUCUCUAGGGGGUUGGGGUGGAGUUCCCUGCAGGACAGAACAGCGCAGAGCAAAGUUUCUGAGCUAGCCUGGCUUGUUCAAGGCAGGAUGAAGGCUGUCCUGCUGCCUGUCCGUCUGCCCUUUCUCCCACCCGUUCCUCCCCUACCUGGUGGUGAAGCUGAGGAUUCAUGGGGAAGCUGCGUGCAUGCUGGUGAUGGCAGGAGGUGCUCAAGGCCUGGGAACUUGCUCAGAGACACUGGCCCACUGCUGCGAUGCGUGUCAGGGCGUGGAGGAAGAUGUGGCGAAGUGCUGGGGUGGGGAUGGGGCAGGGAUGCUUGUGGGCACCAGAGGCCUCUGUGAGGCAGGGCAACAGGGCUGUGCUGCGCCAGUGAGGCAGGAGUGUCCCCACUGGAUGCUGUCUUGGCCCAGCAACGGAAGGUGGCUAUUCUGCCUGGCGAGGCAGGUGCUGGGUGCUGCAGGCCCGCUUCUAUCCGUGAUUAUCAGCCAGUAGGGUUGGGUUGAAGGUGCAGGGAAUGGCACAGGGCCAUGGUGGUGAGAAACCAUUGCUGGGUGAGACCAGUGGGCAGGUGGUGAGACAUGCAUGCUCUUGCUGCAUGGCCCAGGGAGGAGGUCUGACCAACCAGGGCUGCUGGGCUGUUCCUCCUGGCUUAUUCACCUGCCACUGGCGAUGUCCAGGUUUGGGCUAAAUUAGGGUUGUGCUAGCAUCCUGCGCCAGGCAGGGGUGGGGGGAUUUGUGUCCAUGCCAGCAUGUCACGUAACCUGCUCUGUGGCAACAGCCACACUGUGUGUAUUUCUUGUUUCCGAUGUGCACAUUCCCACCUUGGGCACAGACUGUGCUCCCAGGUGAGAUGAUGGCGUACUGGGGCAACAUUCAUGUGUGUCCACGCAUGUGCACAAGGUUCUGCGUGCAUAUAUGUGCGCGGUCAUGUGCGUACCCAGAUCACCUGCUGUGUGUGUUCGUGGGUGCAUGAGUGCUUCACUGUGCGUGUGCAUUGCCGCAGACUCCAGCCUGGAUGGCUGCAGGCUCGAGCAUGACUCUGCGUGUUUGCACUGAGCCAUGUGUGCGCACAUCUGGGUGCAGGUGAGGGGUGCUGAGCUCUGCCUUGAGGAUGCUGCGUAUCACAGAGGGUGUCAGCAUAGCCCCAUCUGGGUGCCUGUGCCUGUUUGAUCCGCUGAAGGAGGGAAGAUGGAGCGGGUACUGCGCGGCGCCAGGCGUUUUUCUUCAUAAACAAGGGUAUUUGGGGCCAAUUGGAGCAUGAAUAAUUUGCGUGGCAGCCAAUGGCUGAGUGCUGGCUGCAUCGCAGCGCUCGCCUGCAAUGGAGGCCAAACCUGCUGGGGCUGCACGUCGGCUGAGGGGGAAGGGAGAGGGAGGGCUUAGCGCAGGGCUGGGGCUCCGUUAUAAAUCGAGGCGAGGGGCUGAGCCAGCGCAGAGCUCUGCUUCACCCCAGCCCGCUGCAGCGCCGUGCCCUGCGCUGGGACCCCGUGCCCGGCCCUCCCUGAGCGCACAUCCUCGCCCGCACGGUCCUCACCAUGCCGGAGUGCUGGGAUGGGGAACACGACAUUGAGACGCCCUAUGGGCUGCUGCACGUGGUCAUCCGGGGCUCGCCCAAGGGGAACCGCCCUGCCAUCCUGACGUACCACGAUGUGGGCCUCAACCACAAGCUUUGCUUCAACACCUUCUUCAACUACGAAGACAUGCAGGAGAUCACAAAACACUUUGUGGUGUGUCACGUGGAUGCGCCAGGCCAGCAGGCAGGAGCCUCGCAGUUCCCACAGGGGUACCAGUACCCAUCCAUGGACCAGCUGGCUGCCAUGUUACCCAGCGUGGUGCAGCACUUUGGGUUCAAGUAUGUGAUCGGGAUCGGUGUUGGGGCAGGAGCCUACGUGCUGGCCAAGUUUGCGCUCAUCUUCCCCGACCUGGUAGAAGGGCUGGUCCUCAUGAACAUCGAUCCCAACGGCAAAGGCUGGAUUGAUUGGGCAGCUGCCAAGCUCUCGGGCCUCACCAGCACACUGCCGGACACAGUCCUGUCCCACCUGUUCAGCCAGGAGGAGCUGGUGAACAACACGGAGCUGGUGCAGAGUUACCGGCAGCAGAUCGGCAGCGUGGUGAACCAGUUCAACCUCCAGCUCUUCCUCAACAUGUACAACAGCCGCAGGGAUCUAGACAUCAACCGGCCCGGCACUGUGCCCAAUGCCAAGACGCUGCGUUGUCCUGUGAUGUUGGUGGUGGGAGACAACGCUCCCGCCGAGGAGGGUGUGGUGGAGUGUAAUUCCAAGCUGGAUCCCACAAACACCACCUUUCUGAAGAUGGCAGAUUCUGGUGGGCUGCCCCAGGUCACACAGCCCGGCAAGCUGACCGAAGCCUUCAAGUACUUCCUGCAAGGCAUGGGCUACAUCGCCCACCUGAAGGAUCGGAGGCUGAGUGGAGGCGCAGUGCCGUCCGCCAGCAUGACUCGCCUGGCACGCUCCCGCACAGCCUCGCUCACCAGCGCCAGUUCGGUGGAAGGCGCCCGACCACGUGCCUGUACCCAUUCGGAGAGCAGCGAGGCCAUGGGGCAGAUCAACCACACCAUGGAGGUAUCGUGCUGAGGCCCACGGCCGCCACCACCGUUUCCUCCAGAGCCAUCUCCCAUCCGUCAGCAUCCCGCCAGCACCCACCCGCCCCGCGGACGACCUCUGCCAGUGCUCUCGCUCCCCUGGGGUUGAUUCAUCUUCUUUGCUGUUGGCCUCCCUCCCUCGCUGGGCACCAGAGGAGCUGCUCCUUGUCGCCUCCAGGCUCAGAGUCCCAGCUCAUCCCAGUGGUCACACAUGGCUCUGCCUCAGUCCUCGCCCUCCCCAGCACUGCCUUGGCCCUGGCGUGGGAGGGAGGAUGGUGGGGGGACAUGGCCGGGAUGGGUGAGCAGGGGUGGGAUGGAGCAGGACAGUGGGACAUGGGCGGGACAGCAGGACGUGGGCAGGACGGCAGGAUGCAGAGAGGUAGGUUGGUCUCCCAAGGGUGACCAAGCCAGAAGGAAGCCAGGGCUGGGGUGCUGUGUGUGGUCAUUUUGGGGAGCUCCCAGUGCCCAUCCUGGGGCUGCAGCUCCCAUUCACGUCCCUGGUGGCCAUUCCCUGGGCAUUGCGUGGGAUCCCCGGCACAGGCAGGACCUGCAGCCCGGGUGCACGCUGGGCAUCGUGAGCAAUCGCAGCCUGCCUGUGCCCCUCCCUGCCAUGCACCCCGGGGGCUGCCCAGGGCAGGGGCGGAGGUCUCAGCCUGAGCCGUCAGGGCAGAAGGGGAUCGUGGGCAUCCCCAGCCCACAUCCCACGCACAGUGCUGCCUUGGCCCUGUUUUUGUUGCAAAAAGGACAAUGGCUGCCUGCCGCCAAAAAUGCAGGUGGGGGCAGCAUGUGCCCCUUGCCUCGCCCGGUCCCUGACAGCUGGCCCUGGUCUGAGGCCACCAGGGCUCAGAGGCUGCUGGGUCUGGGGACACCGUGAGGAUCCACCCCGUCAUCCUGUGGCUGCCACUGCAGCAGAGCCAUUAGCAAUAAGAUGAGAACACCCCACUCCAGGAAGCCCCUGCCCCGCGGGGCACACCCACCUCAGCCUGCCGGUUCUGCGAGGUGACCCCAUGGCACACGGGGAACAUUCCACACCUGGGGGGCGGUUCCCCCAUGUGUCACCUCUGCAGCGAGGGGGCCAUCAAAGGCUUGGCCCCACGCAGGCUGCAAGGCCCCACCCGGCUCCAGGUGGCACAGACAGCCACAUCAUUGUGUCACCCUGCCACUGGCCACCCAGCUCCUCCUGUACCCGGGCCGAAGGAGAGCCCAGCUCUGGUGAUGGGUGCUCGGGGCCUCGUGGUGGCCCUGGGACGGGGCAGCUGCAGAGCCCCAUUGAGGAUCCAGCUGCUGCAGCCAUCUGGGCUGGAGCAGGUCCCGUGCAGCCCCCUUCAAGCACUUUCCCCACAGGCCCUCACCCCAUCACGGGGUCACGGGGCUCCCAGCGGGUGCUCGAGGGCUGCUGGCCCCAAGGCCGGCACCUCGGUCCGUGCCCAGUAACGCCGACACGCCGGUGUCCCCAUUUCCCCCAUUCAUUCUGCUGUGUGCUUCCUUCUCGGUGUGACUCUAAAUGCUAAGCAGACCUUUUUUUCUGUAGAUACCACCGCCAUCACCCAUUUUCUCAGCGUGUCCUUCCAGAUGAUAUAUAUAUAAAUACCUAUACAUAUUAUAUAUAUGGGGUUGUCCGGUCCCUUUGGGUUUGCUCCCCUUGUUCUCUCGUACAAGUGGUGCCGUGUGGUUCCAUUUGAGGUGGUCUGGCCGUGCUUGCCUUCGGUUUCCCACCUGGGUUGUGUUGGUUCGUUCUGUUCCCUCCGUGGUUUGUUCUUUUGAUUUUAUUGGUUCUCCCCUUUUCCCGGUCACAUCAGAAUUGAACACAUUUCCCUCUUUCCCUGUCUGAGCGCAACCUGGUUUUGUCACAGUGGCGUCGAGGCCACAGUUCUCACACAAGAGGGCAAUAUGUAAACCAGAUUUAACUAACCCGUCGCUGUAGAGAGGAUUUACUGUAUUGGAAAAAAGUAUUAAUAAAGAUGAUAAGAAUCUGC
Numida meleagris (helmeted guineafowl) is the source of this 6012-nucleotide messenger RNA. It is a transcript of the gene NDRG4, whose product is annotated as NDRG family member 4. Gene Ontology annotation, biological process: brain development; signal transduction; positive regulation of ERK1 and ERK2 cascade. Gene Ontology annotation, cellular component: cytoplasm. NCBI's taxonomy places the organism in Eukaryota, Metazoa, Chordata, Aves, Galliformes, Numididae. The transcript is spliced from 15 exons. The record is from RefSeq and is a predicted model, not a curated record. The coding region runs from base 2970 to 4028 and encodes 352 amino acids.